Molecule: messenger RNA, 5523 nt
Organism: Necator americanus (New World hookworm)
Lineage: Eukaryota; Metazoa; Nematoda; Chromadorea; Rhabditida; Ancylostomatidae
Exons: 41
Coding region: 1-5523 (1840 amino acids)
Biological process (GO): regulation of transcription by RNA polymerase II
Cellular component (GO): mediator complex
Molecular function (GO): transcription coregulator activity
Source: RefSeq, a predicted model, not a curated record
AUGGAGGUAAAGAGGAGUAGACUGCAAAAGACCAAAUGUUAUCCCUAUUCUCACUUUCCGUUCCGACAUUUUCAUUUGUCCAAAUCCUUAUUCUUACAGGAUUUCAAAUUCGUGAGUGCACGAGAAAAUAUAAUGUCGGCGAAGACAUCGAAGGUGUUGUCAUGGUACCAGUCGACAGCUGAUAAGAGGAUACUUCGCAGACACAAAAUUGGACCUCCUGAUGUUCAUCCGCAGGAACCUCGCCAAGAAGAGGACAAUCUCAGUAAUGAACGUCUUCGCAAAGGAUAUCAGGUAGCUGCAACUACAUUCGAGCAUGAUUCCCUGGUGUUCAACAGCAGAUCUGCGAAACUUGAUCGAUUGGAUGAAGCACAUGCAAAAUCGGCUGCUUUAUUGAAUUUGGUACUACAUCGAAAAGGUGAGAUAAAUGCUAACCUUGACAAAGAGAGGAGGAAGAACAGGGAGACUACGGGUGCACAAUUUGCAACUGCAAAAGCGAAGGAGCGUGCUGCCUGGUUCACAGACCUUGCCCGAGGGAAAGCACUUUCCCAACUAGCUAAAAAAGUUCCGACAAUUAAGCGUCGGGAGGAAGGACUAGAUUAUUUGUGUGACUACAGGAUACCAGCGUUUCGGGCGUUAUGGUACCUUAAGGUGACAGCUGCCCUUACGGGAAGCCCUAGUACAGCUAAACAAAAGAAAUCUAUAAGUGAUUUGUUUUCUGCAGAAUACAAAGACAUAUUUGUGAAAGCCAUCAAGGAACUAACCACUCGAAUGUGGGACGUAAACGAUCUAUCGACGUGUCCUAUUUAUAAGGACCGUUGGCUUUACAUAUCCAAUUUGAGCAAAUGCGCGUUUGAGGAUGGCGUGAUUGAACGGCAAGACUUUCUGAAUGAACUGUGCGAUAUAUUCUCUGAUUAUUUCGUUAGGAGAAUCAAAAACGAAGAGAAAUUACCUCAGUUAAGGAUAUACCUUCUAUUCCUUGCUCAAUUUUUGCGUCAUAUUAAUAACAACCUCAUUCUUGCGCGUCGUCUCGCUCAUAUGAUCGCUAUGAAACUGCGUUUGUACAAAAUGGAGUACGAUGAACAAAACAAUACUGUUAGCAAGGGAUCGGAAGCAUUCACAGCGUUGAUUAAAUGUUCGGCUUUGCGGCCUGUUAUUCAUGUUCUUUCCGCGGUUCUACAAAAUAUUGUUAUCGAUGCCCCAGCUGCUGUAAUAUGGAAUAAAUUUAAGGUUUCAACAACGGACAAACUUCCCUUCAUUUUAUCGCAGUUGUGUGGUUCUCCCCUAGAUCUUCUACCUUGUCCUGUGCACGAAUUACCCCUACCUCCAGGUAGAGAGUCUGAAAGAUUUGUGGAACUUCUAAAAUUCCGGACGACAGAAAUUGUGCGCCGAAGUCAGGCUGUAGAGGAUAAGUGGUCUUUCAACCAAAAGGAACAAUUCGCAUUCGCUAAAUUAGUGAAUGGAUGCCUCAAUGUAAUUGGCAUUUUGGAUUCGAUGGAUGUCCUUGAGCCAAAUAUUCUCCCAGCUGUGGCAACGAGAAUCUUCAAUUUUAGAUCUGAAAAUUGGGCUGAAGAGGUCCUGAUAAGGAUAAAAUUAAUGUUGCAUUGGGCCGUUACUGCUGAACGUGAAGGUAGUCAUAGAGCAAUUAUCGUAACUAAACUCAUUUAUCAACAAGUAUUGAAUCAACAGUCCUAUAUGUUUGGGCCUUUUCACGUGCAAGACAUAAUUUUGAAUUACUUUUAUACCGAAGCUCCCACGCAUGGUUCGAAGUAUUACCACCAGGAGUUUGCGUCAUUAGUCACUUUAUUCAUUGAGCUUUCACGAUUCAAGCUAUUUGUUCACGACUGUUUUGUCAAGGAACUUAUCAAAUCUGGUGAACUUAGCUAUCAGCGUCCGGUCAUGAAUAAAUUUAAGAGUGAGACCAUACACGCUGAUGCUAUAUCUUCUUCUCUGAUAUCUGCUCAGUUUGAGGAUCUAACGCCGGAGGAACCUCCUAAGCCGACUGGGUUAAUAACUUUCAAACAAGUGGAGAAAGAUGAACCUGUUUAUCUAAAUGACACUAUGUCUGUAAAUGAUCGAAUUCUAAUUCAGAUGCCUCUUCGUCAAACAGAGGAACAUCGGAGUGAGGCAAAUCAGAGGGCGCUUGUGCUGUAUGGUAUGGAUCAUGCGCGUGAAAAUCACAAGUCUGAAAUGAAGAAGAUUGCAAAAGAAAUAUGCAAGAUUUGGCAGAAGAAAAUAUAUGUGCAGUUUACUGAAGGUAACGAAGCACCGUUUUGGAAGCAAUCCAUCAAUUCUCAAAGAAUCCUGGAAAUUCUUGCGAGAUUCAGGAGCCAGACAUACUACGAUCAAAUGAUGAUCUGUGGCUGGUGUGCGGAAUCCUUUUCUGAUAUGAUCCGUGAUUUCGUAUUGGGUCACUCACUCCAGAUGCCUACCUCUGAGGGGCUUGACAUCAUUUGUGGCAUGUUUGAGUCAGCUCAAUACAUCUAUGGAAUAUUCGAACUUUGUGAAGCAGUGACUCCGUUACUACCUUGUGCUGAGAAAGUGAUUCGCUCUUUGGCUGCAGAUGUGAUACCAGGAAGUUUGUCAGGCCAGUUGGGAUAUGUAUUUGUUGCCUACAUCUGCACUCAUUGGCAUUACUUCCUGCAUUCGGAUCUUGCUCCAACCAUCACCAAUCAAUUGUAUGAGCUCAUCGAACGGAUGAUCCGAGCACACGAAUAUCCUAUGACCAGUUGGGGUCGAACUAUCGCAGCAUUUGUUUAUCACUCGAAGAGUCAGUUGAAAAAGAGUCAAUUUUCUGACAUCAAACUACACGGAACUCGUGAUGAUUUUCGUCACGUUUUUAAUCAUGGCAGCUCUUCAUAUAACGGAGGAAGCAGAUAUAAUGCGUUGUUCUUUAAGGACGUGUUUGAAAAAAAAUUGAGAUUUUUCUCUUAUCACGAAUACAAGAAACGACUUCCAUCGUUUGGGCAGCUUUACAAUCGUUACUCGUUUGUCAUAAACUCUUUCAUUGCCGCUAAGAAUUUCUUACGUGAUCAUGAUCGGUUAUCUGACUUGGCUGCUUUCUGCGGCCACAUUUCCGCUCAGAUACCUGCACUAGCGGACGAAUGGGUUGCUGCCAUAAAGGCGCUUUGCUGCACGAGUGUGAGCCAGCAUACAGGAUAUGGCGAGCUGAUUGCGUACAUUGAUAUUAAUGAUUGCUCGACGCAUUAUCCUAUAGCAACAUUUAUAAUGCUGCUUGCGGGGAAAUACGCAUUCAGCGUUCCACGACUAGUAACUGAAUUGCUUAAUAAUGCUUUUCCUGUUAUCAUGAAAAGGGAACAUAGUUCUUUCGUUUCCGGGAGAUAUAAUUUAAUCGGAAGAGGCGAAUAUGACUGUGAGCCUGGGGCUUGCUUGACGCUCCUUAUCCUUGUUCAAAUCAGCUGUGCUUCAGAUGAACCUUUUCACAUAUCCGAACAUUAUGUGGGCGGAACUCCAAGGACUAAACUGUUGGCCAAAUGCGCGGACGAGCUGAUACUCUCCAUGAUUCAUUGGUGUGAGAUGGAUAAUGUGCUUUUUCCUAUGCUGAGCAAUAUCUGCAUUCUCAUGGACACCUUGAGGGCGAGGUUUAAGGAUCUCGACUUUGAGCCCAGUCGAAUAGUUGAUUCUACUAGUUAUCGACGCGAAUAUCUCAUGAUUAUGCUGAAGGCGGUACAGCUAAUUAUUUGUGAAGAGGACUGGGUAACAAUGAAGAUGUUCAAAAUAGUUGAAACAAACCGAAUGGAAGCGUUCAACCAUGACCGUUUAAAACAGAAUUGCCUUGGACAACAAUUAUUACGACUCGGUAUUCGUCGGCGGAGUGAACGAGAAGUCGUGCGAGAGUUGUCUGUUUGUAAUGGGAAUUCGAAAAAAGCUUUGAUAGACAAAUUAUUGGCUGUUAUGAAUAUGUGGAAUAUGAGGGCGACUUUGUUUGACCUCAUGCUGAUGAUCAAGGAGAUUUCUCCUGAAGGAGCACAAAAACACGCACAGCAAAGCGCUAUAGCAGCCGAUGCUCUUAUGGGAGAAAUUGGAAAAUGUUGCCGUGAUUUGUUUACUAAUGCCCACAAGGAAGGGAUGCAACUUUCUUCAGCUAUUUUAGGCCGCGAGUUUCGUUUCCGCCAUGUUACUAAUUUCUGGCUAAUUGCAUUGUUGGUUCGACUGUGUCCCCAACCAAGCAAUGUACCAAAUCAGUUUAAUCACAUGACGGUAUCUGGUAAAUUUCUAAAGGAAGCGGCGUCUAUGCUGGACACCGCGAAUGACAGCUCAAAGGAGAGAAUUCAGCAAAGCGCUUGGUUGCUUUCUCAACAACCUUUUUUGAAUCUGGUGCUAGCAUGUCUAAAGGGAGAAGACUUCCAGCCAAACAAGGAUCUUUUGGUGUCCUCGCUUUACAAGCAGCUCCUAGAUCUUACCAGCAAAACCAAAGAAAAUCCUGCUUUGCCGCUCAUGGAGAAGUUUUCGGCUGAACGGGAAGGUCUGCUGCUUCGCUUGUCAUUAGUGGGCGGAAUUUUCAAGCAGAUCUGUCAACCACAACACAGUGAGGGGUGGUCGCAUUUGUUUUUCCAGAUGAUGUUGUAUGGUAUGGUAUCACCAGACAAGGACAGCGUGGAUGAAGUUGGUGGUGCUGCAGUUGGUGACGAGAUCGCAUUAGUUCCUAAACAGUGGGAGACCAGCAAGACCGUGUUGUUGUAUAAAAAGGGAGAUCCACAUGACAUCGGCAACUAUCGCCCCAUCUGCCUACUGUCCGUCAUCUACAAGCUCUUUACAAGAGUAAUCCUUAAUAGGAUUGAAAAAGUCUUGGAAGAAGGACAGCCAUGCGAGCAAGCAGGGUUUCGAAAAGGAUUCAGCACGAUUGACCACAUUCACACUGUUUCGAAACUCAUCGAGGUAUCACGAGAGUACAAGAUGCCGCUCUGUCUCACCUUCAUCGACUUAAAGAAGGCCUUCGACUCAGUUGAGACGGAAGCGGUCGUGGAAGCCUUGGACAACCAAGGUGUCCCUACUCAGUACAUAAAGGUACUUCGAGAGUUGUACAGUAACUUCACGACCGGAAUUUCGCCAUUCUACAAGAACAUCAUCAUUGACGUGAAGAGGAGGGUCCGACAGGGUGAUACAAUUUCACCCAAAAUAUUCACAGCCACCCUCGAGAACGCAAUGCGAAAGUUGGAAUGGGACGACAUGGGAGUGAAGGUUGAUGGUCGGCAGCUACACCAUUUCUGCUUUGCGGAUGACAUCGUAUUGAUAACACCUAGCACCAGCCAAGCGGAGCGAAUGCUGACUGAAUUCGACGAAACAUGUGGAUGCAUCGGUCUUCAGCUGAAUCUGGACAAGACGAUGUUCAUGCGGAUCGGAUGGGUCUCGGAUGCCCCAUUCACGUUCAACGGAAGGAACAUAUCCGAAUGCACCAUCUACAUUUAUCUGGGUCGGGAACUGAACAUGGUGAACGACCUGACCCCGAGCUGGGCAGGAGGAGACGAGCGGCUUGGGGAGCGUACAAGAGCAUCGAGGAUGUAA